Molecule: messenger RNA, 822 nt
Organism: Vanrija pseudolonga
Lineage: Eukaryota; Fungi; Basidiomycota; Tremellomycetes; Trichosporonales; Trichosporonaceae
Product: PRA1-like protein
Exons: 4
Coding region: 84-635 (183 amino acids)
Cellular component (GO): Golgi apparatus
Source: RefSeq, a predicted model, not a curated record
AGCAACAACAUCUUGCUUGUGCAAUCUCCCACUCACUCUCAACCUAACACCCCAACACCACCCCCACACACACACCAGCCAACAUGGACAUGGUCGGAUACCUCAACACGGCGCAGGAGCACGUGCGCUCCCUCAAGGAGACGCGUCUCGGCGCCUUCCGCCCCGUCGGCGAGUUCUUUGACGUGACUCGCAUCUCGCGUCCAAAGGACUGGAGCGACUACAUGAAGCGCGCGAGCUACAACAUCCGCUACUUCUCGGCCAACUACGUGAUCAUCAUCGCGCUGCUCGCCGUCUACUCGCUCAUCACCAACCCCGUCCUCCUCAUUGCCCUCGGCUUCCUCAUCGGAGGUUUCUUCCUCAUCAGCCGCUUCGUGCCCGAGCCCAUCGAGUUCAACGGCAAGACGAUCACCCCCCAGAACCUGUACACGACACUGUUCGUGAUCGGUACGUUACUUGCGGCGUCUUUGAGAUCCGCGCUGAUCCGCGUUCUCCCAGGUCUUCCUCUCCUCUACUUCUCCGCGCCAUUCUCGACCUUCUUCUGGCUCGUCGGCUCGUCGGGAUGUAUCAUCGGUGCCCACGCUGGAUUUCUUGAGCCUGGUGUCGAGAGCGAGUAUGCCGGUCUCGAGACGGUCUAGACUGGCUGCCAAGGCCCGAUUACUGCGGCGCAAGAUGACUGGUGUGCCGCAGUCUGAAUAGCUGUGACUCUGUGGCCCCACCAUCUAGGUGCCAUGGAACACACACACACAUAGACUGGCGUUGGUGCCUCACCACCAACGCGUGUAUCUUUCUGUUGAGGCGUAUGCAUAUAGCAGAGACUCGGAG